GCAGACCGGAUGACGGCGCCGCUGAUCAAACACAGCUGCGCGUGAUCAACUCGUCUGAUCAGGUGCAGAAGAGGGCUGGGAAACUUCAGCUUGACUUUAAAUUCGCUUGUAGUAAACGCAGUCAAGUAGAAACUAAGAUGCGUUAAACCGAAGAGAGAAGAAAUGGCACUGGAGCUCGUAGCCAACGCGGCGGCUGCUGUCGGCGGCCUCGCUGCAGGUGUUAUGAACUUUUUCACUGAUAUGUUCCUCACACCACCGCUGAAGGCCACUCUCAACCACCUGGAGGAGACUGAACUGAAAACUCUGAAAGGAGAAACAAGGAUCCUGAAAGCUAAGUCUCUGUGGGAGAAGUCUGGAGCUGUUAUCAUGGCAGUGCGCCGACCUGGAUGAUUUUUGUGCAGAGAGGAGGCUGCAGAGCUGUCCUCUCUGAAGCCCCAGCUCGACGAGCUCGGGGUCCCGCUGUACGCUGUGGUGAAGGAGGACGUCGGCACCGAGGUCCAGAACUUCAGACCGUACUUCAAGGGGGAGAUUUUCUUGGAUGAGAAGAGGCGGUUUUAUGGGCCCCGUGAGCGGAAGAUGGGUCUCCUGGCGUUCUUGCGCGUCGGGGUGUGGAUGAACGGCCUUAGGGCCUUUAGGAACGGCUUCAUGGGAAACGUUUUGGGAGAGGGCUUCGUCCUCGGUGGGGUCUUCGUCAUUGGGCAAGGACAGCAGGGAAUUCUUCUGGAGCACAGAGAGAUUGAAUUUGGAGAUAAAGUCAACAUUGAAGACGUCAUCCGAGCUGCCAGAAGAAUAUCACAAGAACUUCUGCCUUUAGAGAGCAAAUAAUGUUUUGUGUCACCCCUGAUAAGAAUCUCAUCAGAACCAUAUAAAUGACCUGCAGAUAUAAAAAUGAUCAGAUAAAAUAACAGAUUUCAUGUAAGAAUCUGUGUAAAUGCACAUCAGAUUAGUGAGUUUGUUGGUGUACGGGUCUCAGGGGAAAAACCAGGAAGCAUUUUGGAGUAUGACUGUGCAGUAAGAGGCUCUGAGUGUGUUAAUGAUGGUCUGUCUUUAAACUCGAGAGAGGAAGCAGACCUGAUGUGUAGCACUCAGUCUCCUGCAUAACCCUGUGAUACUUGUUGUCUUGGGAGCCAGGAACCUGUGACCUUUUCACCAA
This is a messenger RNA of Chelmon rostratus (copperband butterflyfish), 1153 nucleotides long. RefSeq names its product peroxiredoxin-like 2A. The transcript is spliced from 5 exons. NCBI's taxonomy places the organism in Eukaryota, Metazoa, Chordata, Actinopteri, Chaetodontiformes, Chaetodontidae. The record is from RefSeq and is a predicted model, not a curated record.